AUGGACACAGCUGCGAUGGUGACUCUUCUGGCUCUGGUUGUGGCGAUGGCCGGCGUCAGUCAGGCUCUUCACAUCCAAGGCCCGGAGCAAAGUGACAUCCUGCCAGACUCAGAGGAGAACAUGGCCGACCACCUGCUGGGGCUGGAAAGUGAAGACACGGAUGACAGCAUUGAUGACCGUCUGCUGACCGCAGUGCUGAGAGCUCUGCUGCUCGGAUCUCAAAGAGAAAUCAGGAACUCUGUCCUCCAUCAGCCACAGAGGUUUGGCCGCGGCUCCAGAGGGCAGGUUGUGUCGGAGGAUCAGAUACACUCCCGUGACUGGGAGGCUGCCCCCGGUCAGAUCUGGAGUAUGGCUGUGCCGCAGAGAUUCGGGAAGAAAUAAUUCACGCUUCAAUGUCCUGGCAUGAGGCCAAGCAGCGGGUAGCUGUGGAGAAUUUGAAUGAAUAAAUCUAAAUAAUAUUUACUUUAUUUUUCCAAAGUUGUCCCAUUCCAUUUGGUUUUGUUUGACACGUUUAGUUAAAGAUGACAUGAGCUUCAUUUGACUGUUUUUCUUUCUGAUUUCAAGAAAAGCAUGUUGAUGGGCAGACUUCAUUUAUCCUGACUAGA
Pseudoliparis swirei is the source of this 605-nucleotide messenger RNA. It is a transcript of the gene npffl, whose product is annotated as neuropeptide FF-amide peptide precursor like. The coding region runs from base 1 to 381 and encodes 126 amino acids. NCBI's taxonomy places the organism in Eukaryota, Metazoa, Chordata, Actinopteri, Perciformes, Liparidae. The record is from RefSeq and is a predicted model, not a curated record. The transcript has 3 exons. Gene Ontology annotation, molecular function: neuropeptide hormone activity.